This is a messenger RNA of Eurypyga helias (sunbittern), 1356 nucleotides long. Its product is annotated as plexin-A1-like. The record is from RefSeq and is a predicted model, not a curated record. Gene Ontology annotation, molecular function: semaphorin receptor activity; protein binding. NCBI's taxonomy places the organism in Eukaryota, Metazoa, Chordata, Aves, Eurypygiformes, Eurypygidae. Gene Ontology annotation, cellular component: semaphorin receptor complex. Gene Ontology annotation, biological process: regulation of GTPase activity; semaphorin-plexin signaling pathway involved in axon guidance; positive regulation of axonogenesis. The transcript is spliced from 2 exons. The annotation marks the transcript as partial.
AUGUGGCUCCUUUGGCUCAAGCACCACUUGUCUGUUAACAUUUGGACCUUAGUGCUUUUGGGGAGCACCUGGCUACCGCUGGCGGAAGGCAGCCCCAAGUCUCCCUUUAGGACUUUCCCGGUUACAGACUGGAGCUUGACACACUUGGUGGUCCACAACAAAACCGGGGAGGUCUACGUGGGGGCUGUCAAUCGGAUCUACAAGCUCUCCAAUAACCUCACGCUCCUGCGGACCCACGUGACGGGGCCUGUGGAGGACAAUGAGAAGUGUUACCCUCCGCCCAGCGUUCAGUCCUGCCCGCAUGGGCUGGUCACCACCAACAACGUGAACAAACUGCUGCUGGUGGACUACUCGGGGAACCGGCUGAUCGCCUGCGGCAGUGCCUCCCAGGGUAUUUGCCAGUUCCUGCGGCUGGACGACCUCUUCAAGUUGGGCGAGCCCCACCACCGCAAGGAACACUACCUCUCCAGUGUCAAUGAGUCAGGCACCAUGUCUGGGGUCAUCAUCGAGGUGCUGAACGGGCAGAACAAGCUCUUCAUUGGGACGCCCAUCGAUGGGAAGUCGGAGUACUUCCCCACGCUCUCCAGCCGCAAGCUGAUGGCCAACGAGGAGAAUGCGGAGAUGUUUGGCUUUGUCUACCAGGACGAGUUUGUCUCCUCUCAGCUCAAGAUCCCUUCGGAUACGCUCUCCAAGUUCCCCACCUUUGACAUCUACUAUAUCUACAGCUUCAGCAGCGAGCAGUUUGUUUACUAUCUGACCCUGCAACUGGACACCCAGCUCACCUCGCCCGACUCCACCGGCGAGCAGUUUUUCACCUCCAAGAUCGUCCGCCUCUGCGUGGAUGACCCCAAGUUCUACUCCUACGUGGAGUUCCCCAUCGGCUGUGUGCAGGACGGCAUUGAGUACCGCCUGAUCCAGGACGCCUACCUGACCAAGCCUGGCAAGGCUUUGGCCAAGUACCUGGGCAUCUCGGAGCGGGAGGAUAUCCUCUUUACCAUCUUCUCCCAGGGCCAGAAAAACAGGGUUAAGCCUCCCAAGGAGUCUGUGCUCUGCCUCUUCACGUUGAAGAAGAUCAAGGAUAAGAUCAAGGAGCGUAUCCAGUCGUGCUACAGAGGGGAAGGGAAACUCUCGCUGCCCUGGCUCUUGAAUAAGGAACUGGGCUGCAUCAACUCGCCACUGCAGAUUGACGACAAUUUCUGCGGCCAGGAUUUUAACCAGCCACUGGGUGGGACUGUCACCAUCGAGGGGACGCCACUCUUCGUGGAUAAGGAGGAUGGGAUGACCUCGGUGGCUGCCUAUGACUACAGAGGACAGACCGUUGUCUUUGCGGGCACGCGGAGCGGGAAGAUCAAAAAG